Molecule: messenger RNA, 3679 nt
Organism: Acanthopagrus latus (yellowfin seabream)
Lineage: Eukaryota; Metazoa; Chordata; Actinopteri; Spariformes; Sparidae
Product: prenylcysteine oxidase-like
Exons: 7
Coding region: 270-1775 (501 amino acids)
Biological process (GO): prenylated protein catabolic process; prenylcysteine catabolic process
Molecular function (GO): prenylcysteine oxidase activity
Source: RefSeq, a predicted model, not a curated record
GUCUCUGACGUCAUGGGAUGUUGCCGGACGUGGAGCUUCCAUUGGUGAAUCGAUCCGCAUCAUCACGAUCGAACCGUCUCUUGUGCAGCAUCCCGAACCGAACCCGCUCAGAACGCGACCCAGAGUGAACAUGUGAUUGACCUCGUCGUGACCUCAGAGUCCGCGUGAAGGAGAGACAAAGAGAGGACGUUACGUCAGCUUCAACUGUCAACUGCCGCUGCACGCGCUCGACACCUGUCCUCCCCGGUUAGCGCUGCUCUGUCGCCGCUAUGGGCGGCUCUCUCCUCCCGGUGCUCGUCGUCGUGCUGUCCGCCCGGUCGGCUGUCGGCGAACCGGCGGGAUCCGCUCAUGUCGACGGAGCCCCGCCUUCUAAAAUAGCGGUGGUCGGGGCGGGGAUAGGAGGCAGCGCCACGGCCCAUUUCUUACGGCAGCACUUUGGGCCCGAGGUCCAGGUGGACGUGUUUGAGAAGGGGGAGGUUGGAGGUCGUCUCGCCACCGUCACCGUCAAUCACAAUGACUACGAGUCCGGAGGUUCCAUCAUUCACUCGCUCAAUCUCCACAUGCAGGAGUUUGUCAAAGUGCUGGGUCUGAAGUAUCGUCGCAGCGUGGCGGGUAAGACGGCUGUGUUUAACGGCGAGGAGGUGAUUCUGGAGGAGACCGACUGGUAUUUGCUGGACCUGUUCCGGCUGUGGUGGCGCUAUGGCAUCAGCUUCAUACGCCUGCAGAUGUGGGUGGAGGAAAUCAUGGAGAAAUUCAUGAGGAUCUACAAGUACCAGGCUCACGGCUACGCCUUCAGCUCGGUGGAGGAGCUGCUGGACUCUCUGGGAGGGAGUGGCUUCAUCAACAUGACCCGCAGGCCGCUAUCUGAUUCUCUGUUGGAGCUGGGCGUGUCGCAGCGCUUCAUCGAUGAGGUCAUCGCGCCUGUCAUGAGGGUCAACUAUGGACAGAACGUCAGCAUCCCCGCCUUUGUAGGCGCUGUGUCUUUAGCUGGUGCCCAGAACAACCUGUGGGCGGUGGAAGGCGGCAACAAGCUGGUGUGUUCUGGCCUGCUGAAGAUGGCCAACGCUAACCUGCUGCAAGCACAAGUCAGCUCCGUCUCCCCGGUCUACUCAGCUGAGGCUCCCCAGUACCAGCUGAGCUACACCACAGAAGCCGGGACUGGAUCAGAGAUAUAUGACAUUGUCGUGCUGGCAACACCUCUCCAGGAAAGUGUCAAGUCCGGAGUGCAGUUCCAAGGUUUCACCCCUCCCUUUGACCAGCUCACAGGGACCUAUCACAGCACUGUAGCAACCAUCGUCCAUGGUUACCUCAACACCUCUUUCUUUGGAUUCCCGGACCCCCGCCUGUUCCCCUUUGCCAGCGUCUUGACAACCGAGACACCCGAUGUGUUCUUCAACAGCGUAGCGAGCGUUUGUCCCGUCAACAUCUCGGCUGGCUUCCGGCGGAAGCAGCCACAAGAGGCCGGAGUCUAUAAAGUGUUCUCAUCACAACCUCUGGAAAAGGCUCAACUUAAAACGCUCUUCAGGUCAUACUACUCAGUGCAGGUGACGCAGUGGCAGGCCUACCCCUCUUACGGCAGCACCCUCGGACUGCCACCUGUGGAGCUCCACCCCAAUCUUUACUACCUCAACGGCAUCGAGUUGGCCGGCAGCGCCAUGGAGAUGAGCUCAGUGGCUGCCAAGAACAUUGCCCUGCUGGCUUACCACCGCUGGAACAGGCAGACGGACAUGGUGGACCAGAGAGACCUGAUGCACAGGAUCAAGACUGAACUAUGACGUGGCCACAACACGCUUCAGCAAAGUUACUCCCAAAUGUCUGGAUGUAGGGAAGCAGAGAGAGGGCUUCUGGGUAAUUGUAGCUGUUAUGUGCACACAUCUAAAGUCUUCGAGUAAAUCUCCAGCUGGAAUUAGGGUACUAAACUUCAUGACUUGUGAGAAGUCUCCAGUAUAUUUGAAAACACAUCCGAAACAAUAUAAUUCAAUGAUAAAUAAUGAAACAUACCAACUCUAAAACGCCGCUGUCCACAUGGCAGUUUGAUUUCUCUGACUGCUUCGUUUUCUGUGCCAGCGACUUUACAGAUAUAUUGAACAUUUUCAGUAUUGGUCGAGGAUUGAUUGCUAAUGCUAAUUAGUGGAUUCCUCUAAAACAGUUCAGCUGCAGGCAGCCAAGAAAACAAGCAGAGUAACAGAGAGAACACCAGCGAGUAUUAAUCUCAAUAAAAUGGAAAUUCACUGGGGGUUUUUGUUUAGGUGCUGUUGAAUGAACAUCAGUUAUUAUGAGUGCCAGUCUGAGAUCCCCUGUACGCGUCUGUGUAAAUAAACGAUCCUGUGAAGAAGCCAAGGAACACUUGAGAACCAGGAAUAAGAGCAUGACGAGGCAGCUGAGAGAUAGGAUACAGACCAGUGCAGUAACUCUGCCGUUAGGCACAAACACCAGCACUCAGUCAUAUGAUAAAAAAACAAAUGCAGCACUGCUACCAUCCAUACAUUUUAAAGACUGUUAAUGGACUCGCUGUUGGCGUGAACUGUACCGAGGAGAUCUCAUUUGUAAAUUAAAAUCAUUAUUCAGUGACUCAUGCUAGUGGCCACUGGUGCUAUGCUCUGUUGCCCCUUUCAUCAGACUGUUUCAUUAUCUCUCCCCUUCCUGCUGCUUUUGUUGCAUAAUCCAGCGGAAAGAAUUUUUUUCGGGGAAUGGAGCCAACAAGCUUUCACACUGGACCAAAUAAAAGCAGAGGACAGAUCCAUGGAGCUGCUGCUGCUGCUGGUGGUGAUGAUGACACUCGUGUAGAUUCUGCAUUUUUAAUUAGCACUGUAAUCUUAAAAAAAAAAAAAACACACACACUCACAUGGAGAAUUGUAUUCGGACAGAAAUGGCAAGUGCUAAAAGAGAUGUGAUGCUUGCGGUGAUGAAACCCCUGACUGUUGAUUAUCCUCAUUAGACUUUGAGAAUGUCUUGUUUUAUUCAGCACUUACUUAAAACACUGGAUUUAUGCAUUCAAAAAAACUUUAUUUAACUGUUGUCGAAUGAAAACCUUGUGACUCCAAAGGGCUUCAGUUGAUGGAUAAUGUGAUUGUGUCAUGUGAGAAAAAGGCUACAACCCUUUAAUCUGAUGAAAUUGUCUCAGUGGAGGUGAAAUGAAGGCUGUUAAUCUUCGGUUCUUUUUUUAAAUUCAAAGUUUUUAGCUGCAGCUUCUGUGUAGAGCAGUCGAUCUGUUCUAUCAGCUGGACAUUUGAUAUUCUGUAAAACAAAAACACAUUGUGAAUUGACAAAGUGAUUCAAUGUCCUUUUACUCGCUUUUUUGUACUUUCAGUUGUGUUUUCUGGCUGGAUUUGACUCUGUUGACAUUAUUUCGCCUAUAGCAUCUUGUGGGCUUGAGUCAUCAGUGUGGGCAUAAAGGUUACACAUGAUAAAAACAGCGCCAUGCGGUUUUGGGAAAGCCUAGUAAGUGCACUCUGAGAAUCUUUUUCCACGUUCAUGUUCGACUUCUGAAAUCAAAAUUCUGAAAGUAGCUUCGAGUUAAAAUGCCGUGUGACUGGCAACAUGUAACCACUGUCGCUCUACAGGCAUCACACAGCGCGUCGACAUAUAUCAUCUGCCUGAUAAACACAAUAAUGCAGCUGUUUAAAAUGCAUGAUGUCCAAUAUCCUGACUGUUACUACAAUAAAAGCUUUGGAUGGUU